This is a messenger RNA of Aspergillus terreus NIH2624, 597 nucleotides long. RefSeq lists its product as uncharacterized. NCBI's taxonomy places the organism in Eukaryota, Fungi, Ascomycota, Eurotiomycetes, Eurotiales, Aspergillaceae. The transcript is spliced from 2 exons. The record is from RefSeq and is a predicted model, not a curated record. The coding region runs from base 1 to 597 and encodes 198 amino acids.
AUGUCUCAGGUGCCGGUGGGGAGCUACCGCGCCCCUACAAGCCUCAGCAGGAGCGACCGCACCCCUACGAACCUCAGCAGGAGCGGUGCUUCAGCCCGAAGCGGUAUAUCGGUUCACUCCGCUGGAACCGGCAAUUCCAGGGCCUCGAGAUGGUCCAUCGAUUCCGCAGACACCGUCAACUCAGUGCACUCUUUGCAGUCUCUGGCUAAUCAGAUUAGCGCCGACCUAUAUCCACAGGAGAGGCUGGUCUCGCAGCUUAGGGACUGGCAACGGACUCUUAACCCUGCAACUUACAGACGACAGGUGCCGUGGCCCCCAGAAGUCAAGGCCGCUUACGACGAAUACAAAAGGCUGGUGCAUGUCUUCGCACAAGCGUGUGCAGCUUUUGAAGAAGAUAGGGGACGGACGGCAACGAUGCCUGAGGAGCACUUGGAGCGUGCGAGGUUGGCUGUUGCAUGGGGUGAGGCCGCAUUGAGCUGGGCCCGACAUGUCCUCGGAGCCUCAGGCAGGACCCGCCUGUUUAGGCCUAGCGCUUUGCCUGCUUGUGAUAUCAAGAGGCCUUACACAGGACCGCACCCACAACAACCAUCAAUCUGA